AGACAGAGACAGAGACAGUGAUGAAUGAAUGAAUGAAUCUCAUAUAAGUAAUCAUAGAUUUCCCUUUCUCAGAACUCCAGCUACCUCUCCCUCUUCCCUCUUCUCUCUUCUCUCUCUCUCUCUGGAACUUCCAUUCACCACGGUUCCAGAGAAAACUCAAAAAAACCAAAACGCGUCCUCUUUAAGACCCGCCAAUAAAACAAAACAAAAUAGAGAAAUAAAAGUCAAGAAACAAAGAAAGAGAAAGAAAUGGCCACAUUUUCCUCCUUCUUGUAAAGCCAAUGCUAUUCUAACCCUUCACAAACACCCUUUCAUUUUCCUCCACCAAGAACCGUUUUUUCCACCGACCCACUAUCCAAAACCACCCUCUUUCCCCUUCCCCAAUGCUUCCCCCCCGCUUAAGUGCCGUCGUUUCGUCCCUCAUUCUAUGCUGUCUCUUACCCGCCUUUUGCCUUGGAAUCCGAUCUUUUCCGACCACCAUCGCCGCCGGCGAUGCUCUCUUCCACUACGCCGAGGCGCCGGAGUACCGAAACGGGGCGGGUUGCCCCGUAUCCACGACCCGUGACUCAGUCCUCUCGUGUGACCCGUCUUUGGUCCACAUCGCCAUGACCCUCGAUUCCGGUUACCUCCGUGGCUCCAUAGCCGCCGUGCACUCUGUCCUCCGCCACUCAUCGUGCCCGGAAAACGUGUUCUUCCACUUUGUCGCGGCGGAGUUCGACCCGGCAAGUCCUCGGGUCCUGACACGACUGGUGAGGUCCACUUUCCCUUCGUUGAACUUCAAAGUCUACAUUUUUAGAGAAGACACGGUUAUAAACUUGAUCUCUUCUUCGGUUCGUCAAGCACUCGAGAACCCUUUGAACUACGCAAGGAACUACCUCGGAGACAUGCUUGAUCCGUGUGUGGACCGAGUCAUUUACCUUGACUCGGACGUUGUUGUUGUUGAUGACGUUGGCAAGCUGUGGAACGUGUCACUCACCGAGUCACGUGUUAUUGGUGCACCAGAGUAUUGUCAUGCAAAUUUCACGAAGUAUUUCACGGAUGAGUUUUGGUUGGACCCUUUGUUGUCACGUGUGUUUGGUUCUAGAAAGGCUUGCUAUUUCAACACGGGGGUGAUGAUCAUGUACCUUGUGAGGUGGAGGGAAGGGAACUAUAGGAAGAGGAUUGAAAAUUGGAUGGAACUGCAGAGGAAGAAGAGGAUUUAUGAGUUGGGUUCUUUGCCUCCUUUUUUGCUUGUUUUUGCUGGGAAUGUUGAGGCUAUUGAUCAUAGGUGGAACCAGCAUGGGCUUGGAGGGGAUAAUGUGAAUGGAGUGUGUCGGUCAUUGCAUCCUGGGCCUGUUAGUUUGUUGCAUUGGAGUGGCAAAGGGAAGCCUUGGGUUAGGCUUGAUAAUAAGCAACCUUGUCCGUUGGAUCGACUUUGGGAGCCUUAUGAUUUGUAUAAGCCACGCCAGUUUCAGAAUAGGGUCAGGGAUCAGCCUUGGAGUUUCUCUUCUUCUAUGUUGGUUGGAUAUGCUCAUGAUUUGUUAUGAUACGAGGACGAUGAUGAUUCUUUGGUACAUUUGUUGUUCAGAGAUUCUUUGGUAGCAGUGUACAGAUUGAUUGGGAGGGGGGGUCUUCAUUCUUUCUGUAGAAUUUUUACUUUUAUUUUUUGAGAUGGUUAAAUUCUUCUUGUUUACAUAUGAAAUUUGGAUUCUUUUUGUGAUGGGGGGUUCCAUUUCUUGGAACAAUUUUGGUGGCGGGGUUAAAGUUCUUUGUAAGGGACCAUUAUUGAUUGUAUGUUCCAAAUGAAGUGCAGAAUAACAGACAGUUGUUCAUUGUUUUAUUUGGAUUGGGUUUCUAUCAUCUUUUGUUUCCUUUCCUACCUGUUGCCAUUAAUCAAUGAAUGAUGAAAUGUUAGGUUUUGGUUUGUUUUGUGUGUCCUUCCAAACAUAGUUAAAAAAAAAAGUUAAAAGAAACUUUGUAGCUACAAGGUGCUUGUGAUGACACAUUGCCACUCAUCAUGAUCCAGAGUUGAUCACGGAUUCACCAUGAUUUAUUGGGUAAGGUAGAAUAAAGUGAAAUAUGAAAUGCUAGUAGGUUCACUCACGGUUGUUUCCUUUGCCUUCAGGAAACUGAAAUGCCUAACCUCAGUGAUCGUUGUUUUCAUUCAUCAACUACUUUAGACCCCACACAGCUCAUUUUAUUUGGAAAGUUCUUCGCGUAAGGUUAAAUCAUUGCAUUUUCAUCUUGACUCGCAAUUUUCUUUAGACACGUCAUGUCAUGAAGUUUUCUGAAGACGUCCACGAGAAUCCAAGGUAGGAUUGCUAGUAACUCGUAUAAGAAUAUUAAUAAUAAAUCAAUAAUGUUUUUUAUUUUAUUUUUAUAUUUGUACAUUGUGUGAUGAAGUUUUUAUUGCCCUUUCUUUUGUGUCCAAUAUGAAGUCGUGGCUUCCCAUCCGGGUUUACCAAAGUUGACCAGCUGAGAUGUACCGUUAUAAUGUCAAUUUCAAAUGAAAUUUCGCACUUGC
Messenger RNA from Abrus precatorius (Indian licorice), 2503 nucleotides. Its product is annotated as probable galacturonosyltransferase-like 9. The coding region runs from base 384 to 1526 and encodes 380 amino acids. Gene Ontology annotation, molecular function: glycosyltransferase activity. Gene Ontology annotation, cellular component: Golgi apparatus. The transcript has a single exon. NCBI's taxonomy places the organism in Eukaryota, Viridiplantae, Streptophyta, Magnoliopsida, Fabales, Fabaceae. The record is from RefSeq and is a predicted model, not a curated record.